AUGAGCGUUACCAUCUAUCACAACCCACGUUGCACGAAGAGCCGACAGACGUUGGCCCGACUUGAAGAGCACGGAAUCGAGCCCAAGAUCGUGUGGUACUUAGACGAGCCGCUGGACGAAAAGACGAUCAAGGGACUGCUCAAGAAGCUGGGACUCAAAGCGGAGCAACUUGUCCGGAAGAAGGAUCACAAAGCCCUCGGCUUGGCGCAGCCUGAGGACGAAGCGGGCUGGAUUGCCCAGAUGGCAGCCAACCCGAAGAUCAUCGAACGCCCGAUCGUCGUCGUUGGCAAAGAGGCCCGACUUGGUCGCCCGCCCGAAAGUGUCGACGAGAUUCUACCGUAG
Molecule: messenger RNA, 342 nt
Organism: Symbiodinium sp. CCMP2456
Lineage: Eukaryota; Dinophyceae; Suessiales; Symbiodiniaceae
Source: the annotation of a GenBank genome assembly